GUGUGACUGUGAGUGUGUAGCUGUGGGUAUAUGAGUGUGAAUGUCCAUCCUUGGAUGCCACUGCGGACUCUUGGCUGCUCUUAUUCAGUCACUGUCCCUUCAGGCCCCACAUCAUGCACGAUGCCUCUCCCCAGCUUCUCCGCCCAGGGCUUAGGAGCCCAUGGGAAAAGGCUUUCCUAAAAGAGGAAGGGUCCUCUGGCCCAGAGCCCAGGAAUGCCACAGGAUGAGACAUCAUCUUCACCCGCCUCUGACUCACCUGGCGCCCCAGGUUAAAGGUAUCCAAUAAAAGAUAGGGGAGACGGAAGAGAGAGAGAGAGACGUAUCCAGGCUGCGCAGCAUGAAGGUGCCCUCACCCACCCUCAGUCUCCUGCUGCUUCUGUUGCUUCUGAUCCCAGACCUGGGAGCAGCAGUGCUACUGCCAUCCAGCACUACCUGCUGUACUCAGCUCUACCGACGGCCACUCUCGAGAAAGCUCCUGAAGAAGGUCAUCGAGGUGGAGCUGCAGGAGGCUAAUGGGGACUGUCACCUCCAGGCUUUUGUGCUUCACCUGCCUCGGCGCAGUGUCUGCAUCCACCCCCAGAACCGCAGCCUGGCUCGAUGGUUUGAGCGCCAAGGAAGGAGGUUCCAGGGGACUCUGCCCAAACUGAAUUUCAAAUAGGGAAAAUGGGCCGGGACGCCCAACCGUCAAAAUAAUAAAGCUGUAUUGAACAACA
Molecule: messenger RNA, 713 nt
Organism: Pipistrellus kuhlii (Kuhl's pipistrelle)
Lineage: Eukaryota; Metazoa; Chordata; Mammalia; Chiroptera; Vespertilionidae
Gene: CCL27
Product: C-C motif chemokine ligand 27
Exons: 3
Coding region: 338-658 (106 amino acids)
Biological process (GO): immune response; positive regulation of T cell chemotaxis
Cellular component (GO): extracellular region
Molecular function (GO): chemokine activity
Source: RefSeq, a predicted model, not a curated record